Messenger RNA from Closterium sp. NIES-65, 1239 nucleotides. The record is from the annotation of a GenBank genome assembly. NCBI's taxonomy places the organism in Eukaryota, Viridiplantae, Streptophyta, Zygnematophyceae, Desmidiales, Closteriaceae.
AUGGAUCUGACCGUGCGCACGUGGCAUGUCGUGAGUGGCCGCCCGCUGGACGCUUUCCAGGUGCCGACAGCUGUCGUGGGGCUGUCCAUGUCACCCACUUCGGACCUUCUUGCCACCAUUCACCUCAACCCGCCGGGGAAUCUACCUCUGGUGCCGACAGCUGUGGCGGGGCUGUCCACUUCCGACCUCCCCGCCAACAUCCAUCUGAACCGGAGAGGCAUAUACCUCUGGGCGAACAAGGCCAUGUAUUCUGGGAUAGAUGACUCUGACCUACUCCCGGUUCCCCUCUCCCUCCCUGCCGCCACCGCAACUGACGGCACCGGGACCAAUAGCAGCGUGCCAGCUGUCCAGAUGCCAAUUCUGAUUGGUCCAAACGAGGGAGCGGAGGGGGAGGAGGAGGAUGAGGAGGGGAGGAGGGUGGGUGGAAGGGGUGUGGGGGACAGGGGACGUGGCGGUUAUAGCUGGGGAGGGGGGAGGAGGGAGAGCGGGAGUGAGUGGAGGGAAGUGGGUGAAUCUAGUGAUGCUAGAUGUGAUCAAGAGAGAAACAGGCCGAUUCAGCCGCCCAAGAAGCCUGAGCAGGCGCCCUUCUUCCUCCCCUCCGUACCGACUUUCUCGGGGGCGAUCCACUUUGCUCCUCCCCAGGCCGCUGCUGCUGUUGCUGCUGGCUCGGCCGAACCUGCCGGCUCGGCUGGUUCGGCCGAACCUACUGGUAGCACCGCUGCUGCUGCUGAUGGUGUUGCAGGUGCUUCAGGUGGUUCUUCAGGCGGUGCUUUGCCUGGAUGGGGGAGUGAAGGAGACGCGGAGAUGGAGGAAGGGGAGGAGGAGGAGGGAGAGGAGGGGAGUGAGGAGGGGGAGGAGGGAGGAGCAGAAGGGGAGGAGGGAGGAGAGAGGGCAGAGGAGGGAGGGAAGAAGGGGGGUGUGUCAUGUCGCCGUCAGCCGUUGAUUUGGAGCUGCGGGGCGAUCGAGAUCGUUGAUGACAGCCCCUCCCCGGCGGACCUGCACCGGGUGGCUCUCUUCAUGUCCUUCCUCGAGGGGAAGCUUCGUGGAAGCUGCGACUUUGAGCUGCUGCAAGCGGUGACGCACCGAUUCCUGGCGAUCCACGGGUCAGCAAUCUCCUCAUUCCCCCAGCUGCGCGCCAAGCUGCCUGCCCUCAAAGAAGCCCAGGCCUCCAGCUGGCAGCGGCUCGACGAGCUCUUUCAGAGCAUUCGCUGCGUUGUGGAUUUCAUCGCAUCUUCCUAG